Messenger RNA from Metarhizium robertsii ARSEF 23, 675 nucleotides. RefSeq names its product extracellular matrix protein precursor. Bases 1 to 675 code for a protein of 224 amino acids. NCBI's taxonomy places the organism in Eukaryota, Fungi, Ascomycota, Sordariomycetes, Hypocreales, Clavicipitaceae. The transcript is spliced from 3 exons. The record is from RefSeq and is a predicted model, not a curated record.
AUGAAGUACGCUCUCGUUAUUUCAGCUUUGGCUGCUCUGGCCGCCGCCGCCGAAAAGCCCAAGUUCCUCAACAGCAACUUCCAGAUUACCGAGGGCCAGUCAUUCGAUCUCAAGUUCGACGGCUGUGAGGGCGGCUGCACCAUCACCCUUCAGGACGGUCCCAAUACCAACCUUAAGGACUACAAGGUUAUUUCCACUAGCGCGACUGGCGGUUCUCUCGCCUGGGUCCCCGAGGGCGUUGUUUCUGGCACCUAUGCCUUCAAGAUCACCAACAAUGCCAACAAGGAGUACAACUAUUCUCAACAGUUCUCCUACCUCGGCACUGGAGCUAGCGUCACGGCUUCUGCCGCCAGCACGACUGGCUCUUCGACCGGCUCCGCUACUGCUACUGCUUCCUCUACUGAGGCGUCUUCCACUGUCAGCAUCACUGCGAGCAGCACGGAGAGCUCUACUGAGAGCGGAACCGCGAGCACCACCAUUUCUACCGUCACCAGCUCUGCCACCACGGCCAGCGGCUCUUCCACCACUUCGGCCCCUUCUUCCGCGACUUCCCAUUCAUCUACUUCCACCAGAUCUACCACCGCCGCCACCACCACUGUUCCCAACGCUGGUGUCCGCGCCACUCCCAUGGCUUUCGUUGCAGGCGCCGUUGCAGCUCUCGCUUAUCUCGGUUAA